CGCGUUGUAGCGCCACCAAUCUGCAAUGGUCACCAUAAUCGGUCGUGGUAAUGGACUCGGCCCGAAGCUACCGGUUAUGCCAUGACUGCACUGUUUCUUGUUGAUCGACCGAAACAUCCGACAUCAUGUCCUUUCCUGCAUCUCACAAAACCAUUUUUGUCUUGGACCAUGGGCCAUUCUUUGCCGAGUCGUGCGAGCACCCUGUAGAGUAUGAUGUGGUCGCUCUUAGCAAGACACGCUCGGCUGGUUUCAUUCCACUAGCGCCAUUUUGCAAGUCACUCUGGACAUGCAGCGUCGAAUCAGUGCUUGAGUAUUGCAGGGUGGUCUACGAUAUCUUCCCAAAAGGAAAAUUGAUUUGUGUAGUGGCCAGUGACACCCAGGCCAGACCCCUGAAUUCAUGGUCACCGGAAGAUCAGAAUACAUCACAGUUGAUGUCAUCACUGGCAGCCCUGGGGCCGCUCCGUUCGUCUAAGAAUUCAGACGCCAGCAUUCUAAACGGCCUGUCUUCAGCCAUAGAGAUGAUGAUGGAAGGAACGGACCAUCAGGUGGUGGCUCAGUCGCUGAUGAAUGAGGAUGGCGGGGAGGAGAAGGUCGUCAACAGAGGGCGCAUCAUAUGCCUGACGUCCGUCAAGAGUGAAUCACAUGGGGAUAUGCUUACAGAGUACGUACGAGACGCCAUCAUGCAGCAGAACAAAGUAGUGGCGACCUCGGACAGUGACAACCUACUUUUGGUCGGCCAUUGCGAGCUGACCCUGAUCAACAUCCUUCCGACCAACAAGGAGUCGGGGCUCAAAGACCGGUCUGCCACCACUAUGUCUCCGCACCUGAGCGCCGAGAUCCACUCGGCCAAGGCGGGUCGCCACCUGGCCAACAAACUCUCUGUGCUUGCCCAGAAACACUAUGAUUUAGCCAUCACCACGGUUACUGGCAUACCGAUGAAGGAGGAGCAAAACGCCAUGAGCUCAGCUAACUAUGAUGUAGAGCUGCUCCACCUGAAGGAUGCACACAGCGAGCUACGCAAGCUGGAGGCCAUUAUGACCAACCAGCCGGAACCGGAGCCCUCCAACACCAUGGUCAUAUCCACCAAGGGGCCCGUGGCUACCGUCACCAAGUCCCCGGAGAGCAACAACAUCCUACUGAAGUGGUGCCAGCCCAGAUCCAACUCAGUGGAGUUGCUCCAUUGCAUGGGUGCCUACAGAAUUUCACCAGUUGGAGUUAAUAGUCGACCGUCCGUCUGCCUGACCAACUUCCUCCUGAACGGCCGUCAGGUCAUGCUGGAGCAGCCUCGCAAAUCAGGCACCAAGGUCAUCUCACACAUGCUGGCCAGCCACGGUGGCGAGAUCUUCCUGCACUGUCUGGCCACAGCUAGGUCCCCCCUCGAGGACCCUCCCUCCAUCAGCGAGGGGUGCGGGGGCAGGGUCACGGACUACCGCAUCAACGACUUUGGGGAGUUCAUGAAGGAGAACCGGCUGGCACCGUGCCAGCCCACGCCCGAGACGGAGGAGGAGCCACCCGUUGAUAGGGCUAAAGCCCAGCUGGAACGCAUGACAAGACACUGGCCCAUGGUCAUCAGCGAUACAAUCAUCUUCAACAUGCCAUCGCACUUGGACCCCUUACCCACCCUCAUCACUAAACUUGUCCUGACAGACGAUGAUGUUUUGGAAUGCAAGAAAGCCAUGUAUCAUGUUGUUGGCAUGGAAACGAGAAAUGAGCCACUCCCAGUGCCGAUGGUGGGAUCACGGGGCAAGGGCCCCAAGAGAGAUGAGCACUACCGGCAGAUGUGGGCAGAGCUAGAGGUAUUGGUGCGAGCCCACAGCAGCACGUCGCCAGCCCACGAGAAGAUACUACAGUGCUUGCUUGACUGUCGCAAACCCCCUGGGGAGGAGGCAGGCAAGGCAGCAACCAAGAGGGCGGCAGACAAGGUCAAAGUGGAAAGGUCAGAUGCAGAAGCCAUGGAAAUUCAACCUGCGUGGCCUGAAAGCGACAGAAGUGGAGCAGAUAUCAAGCCGGACAUCCACAAGGAGAAUGUUAGAGGUGUCUCUGAUCAACCUCCCUUGAAGAAACAGAAGAUGUUUACUGGGGAAGUCAUUGGCAAGCCCAAAGCUGGACCUCAGUCACUGCUGUCGCUCUGGAACAAUCGCAUCAACUCCAUCCACUCCAAGAGGCACGCCGAGUUUGCAGGAAGGCAGGAGGCAACGGGCAAGGUGGCAGAGCUCUACCCCAACCUGAUGAGGGAAGAAAAGGAGAGCACUAACGGGGAAGUCAAGAAAGAGAGGACAACGUGACAUCAAGGAGACGUGACUUAGGGAUUAGGGAUAACAGGUGUAGGAACAUUAGGGGCAAGACGUUUGAAGUCCCAUUCUGAUUUCUGAAAUUUCACUGUUACACCUUCCUCACAACGUAAGAGGGCUCUCAUCAAAGAGGGGCUUGAGUCAGACCACUGGUAUCUUGCAUAAAGAUGCAAAACACCCUUACACGUCCCGGCUAUAUGUGACAAAACACUCGUCAGUUCCUCACUAUUGCCAGAGAAGAAAGAGUUAUUUGCAAUGCAGAAAAACCUCCCGAACAACCUAAUGGACAUUGUGACCUGUGACCUUUUGCCCUUUGGCAUAUUCAAAAUAGCUUGCUUUGACUCAUCUGCUUCACUGUGAUCACAUCCAUACCGUACAAUUUAUUCAUGAAUACCCGGGACAUUUUUUCUACUCUCACUGAUCAAAAUGCGUCACGUGACCAUGUAUUAACAUUUGAUAAUGCCCGCUGCAAUUUGAUAAUGCCUGCUACGUAAAAUCCAUUCUGAUUGGUCAAGAGUCUCUGUGCACGCAGCACAUUGAACUCACCACGCACGCUCCAAAUCCAUGUAAGGAGAUACUUCUGGACUACUUGCAUAAGGAAUAUACCAUCAAAUGGACGGGGGUGUUCAGUGAAAUAAAAGUAAAAGUUUUGAGUAAAAUCCUUGGAAAUUUACCAUAUAGUGAUUUCCUUUGACGCUCUGACUACAGUGGUAUUUAUGAAUGGGAAUAAAUAAUAUGCUUGCAAUUGGUUGAUCUUUAACUAACAUUCAAGUCCGGCUCAGGGGAAUGGUUGUGACUGAUGCCCGAGCAGCAGGCUCCUGAGUAAAAUGCAUGUUUAAGACUGGCCAAGUACAUAUUUAUUUCCUUAUUUUAUAUCAUGUGUAUUGAUAUUUCUAGUGAUAAACAUUCGGUUGAUAUGCUUUUACAAAGGGGAGGCGAAUGUCAUGUGACUAAACUACAUGAUUUUUGUAAAGACUUGGCACAUGAUCUUUUUAUCGGAUUCAAGAUGCACGGACAAAUCUCUUCAGAGUAGUAAGUCAACACUAGCUUCAGAAAGAGGAGACUUAUUUUCAGAUCGUUUAAGAGCAAUGUUUUGUAAUAUUGUAAAUAUGAAAUAAAAGGACUUUUAC
Molecule: messenger RNA, 3421 nt
Organism: Acanthaster planci (crown-of-thorns starfish)
Lineage: Eukaryota; Metazoa; Echinodermata; Asteroidea; Valvatida; Acanthasteridae
Gene: ints13
Product: integrator complex subunit 13
Biological process (GO): centrosome localization; regulation of mitotic cell cycle
Cellular component (GO): integrator complex
Source: RefSeq, a predicted model, not a curated record